Scatophagus argus is the source of this 1529-nucleotide messenger RNA. Its product is annotated as TATA-box-binding protein-like. The transcript is spliced from 8 exons. Gene Ontology annotation, molecular function: DNA binding; RNA polymerase II general transcription initiation factor activity. NCBI's taxonomy places the organism in Eukaryota, Metazoa, Chordata, Actinopteri, Scatophagidae. Gene Ontology annotation, biological process: DNA-templated transcription initiation. Bases 692 to 1459 code for a protein of 255 amino acids. The record is from RefSeq and is a predicted model, not a curated record.
AUGAAAAAGAGAAGGAAAUGUUGGCAGUGAAUGAGAGGACAGACAGAAGAAGGAAGGGUGCCUUUAAGAUGUAGGAUGCAGCUAAUGACAGCAUCUUAAGUGAACUAAUGUCCAGAUGAGAUGGACCUGCUGUCCAUCCGUCCAUCUGUCCACCUCCUGUGGGGUUGUGUCUGUGCUGGACGAGGAAAACAAAGUCCCUGAUGUUCGUGUUGGAAGCAGAGAGAUAAGUGCAGACAGGAAGGAGGUUGUUUAUGUUGUUAAGAAGCUGAUGGUGUAAUUAUGUACUGCUGGGACAAACAGACAGCUCUGAGCAGGAAUAAUAACACUCUGUAAGAUCUUAUGGUGUCACGAGGCACCAUAAGUUCCCUGACAUGUGUCAGGUAUCAGUCAGAGGAGACGAAAUAAUGCAGAGCAUCAUCAAAAAACUGAAAGAAAAAUAAAGACAGCAUAGUACAAACAGCAUUUACAGUAAAAAAAAAAAAGAGACAAAUCUGAGCAGGUUUUACAAAUGACUCGUAACAUCAUAGGAACACUGUACUGUCACUCUCUGCUCUUUUUCCCUUGCUCCAAAAAGCUUUCCUCUUUGUCACCUAGCAACAGUUUGAAUGUAAGCAUUGAAGUAAACGUACUGCAAUAACUUAACAAGAAGUUCAGUUUAACGGUAGACCAAAACCUGGAAGGUUCUGCAGUCAUGGAGGAGUCCUGUGUGUGGAAGUGGUACAGAAACGAGGAUGUGAAAGAAGAGCAGGAUGACAAACUGUUGUUCAGCUUACUGUACGAUGAGGUCCCGACACAGUGCAAGGACGACACAGGAUGCAACACCAGUCUGGACUACAACUCCCAGAGUUCCACAGCAGCAGCCAAGCUCCCAGGUCACUUGUCCAGGCAGGAGCUGGAUGUGUCCCCCUUUCCUGCCAGGACCCUCAUGAAGCCAGAAAUCACCCUGCAGAUACAGAAUGUGAUCUCUACAGUGAAGCUGGGCUGCGAUCUGGACCUGGACUUAAUUGCUCACAAAGCGUGGAACGUAGAGUACAACAGAAAGAUUUUCAAUGGGCUCACCAUGAGAAUCCGUGAGCCACGAACUACAGCACUUAUCUACAAAUCUGGGACACUUGUCUGUUUAGGGGCCAAAAGUGUGGAGCAGUCGUGGCAGGCAGCCAGAAAGUACACCCACAUAGUGAAGAGGCUCGGCUUCCCCGCCCACUGCUUGAACUUUAAGAUCCACAACUUGGUGGCCACUUGCAACACCUUUCCACUCAAUUUGAACGAAUUGGCCGACCAUCAGCACUGCAGUUUUGAACCAGAGCUUUUUCCUGGUCUUCACUACAAAGUGACGCCUGGCAUCAAUGUGACCAUCUUUUCAUCCGGGAAGAUAACUUUUACUGGAGCUAAAAAGGAAGCUGAGAUCUACGAAGCAUUUUACACCAUCUAUCCACUCCUGAGCUGCUUCAGGAAGUAGCAAAGAGACACACCAACCUCUAACCGAAGCUCAUGUUACUUUAUACUUUAAAAAUAAACUGUUUUCAAUC